AUGCCUCAACUCCUGGGUAACAGCAGUUCACAUGAACAGUCUGCUGUAUAUUUUGCAUCAGGAUCCUUUGUCUCCAUUGCUGUCUUCAUCAUCAUUUUCAUCAUAGGUAUUCCAGGCAAUGGCUUGGUGCUCUGGGUAGCUGGUCUGAAAAUGAAAAGGUCUGUGAACAGUGUCUGGUUUCUAAACCUUGCUGUGGCUGACUUUAUGUGCUGCUUUACCUUGCCAUUUUUAAUUGUUCACCUGGCCCUCCAUGAGCACUGGCCUUAUGGUUGGUUCCUCUGCAAAGUCAUUCCAACAGUCAUAAUCUUCACCAUGUUUGCUAGCGUCUUUCUACUCGUGGCCAUCAGCAUUGACAGGUGCCUCCUGGUGAUGAAACCUGUUUGGUGUCAGAACCAUCGAACAGUGAAGUUUAUAUCACUAAUAUGCUGUGGCAUUUGGAUCCUGGCCUUAAUUUUCUGCUGUCCCACCUUCUACUACCGUGACACUUACACUGCUGAUGGCAAAACUGAGUGUGGGUACAGUUUUGGAGAUGACGAAGGCCUAGAUUAUACGAGUGACUCUGUAAAUGAGUUAUUGGAAAAUUACUCACCUUUAGCCUACAAUGGUAAUUACUCAUGGGGAGAUUUCUAUGAAGGCGAUUAUUCUGUAUCCCUUGCCUUAGUGGUAAUAAACAUCACUAGGGCUGUCUUUGGCUUUCUACUCCCCUUUGGCAUAAUGGCAUUUUGCUAUGUCCUCAUUGCUGUCAGAAUACAUGCAAAGCAAUCUCACAAGCCAUGCAACAGGAUGCUGCGAACAAUUGUGCUCAUGGUAGCUGCAUUCUUCAUCUGCUGGGCUCCAUACCACGUAAUUGGGAUUCUGUCCCUUGUACCUACUCUUGGAGAAGGACUGAAGGAUUCAUUGAUCAUCUGGGAUCACGUCUCUACAGCACUUGCAUAUGCCAACAGCUGCAUCAACCCCCUGCUUUAUGUUUUUGUGGGACGGCGCUUCAGGGCAAAGGCAUGGCAAACAGUGCAAGGAAUCUUGGAAGGUGUCUUUACUGAGGAGCCAAUACGUUUGACCCCUUGCACCCUUGAAAGAAGCAAGACUUCAACUGAGAAGGACGUUAGCACCCUUGAAAGGAGCAAGACUUCAACCGAGAAGGAUGUUAGAAACACACUGUAA
Chaetura pelagica (chimney swift) is the source of this 1161-nucleotide messenger RNA. It is a transcript of the gene C3AR1, whose product is annotated as complement component 3a receptor 1. Gene Ontology annotation, cellular component: plasma membrane. Bases 1 to 1161 code for a protein of 386 amino acids. The transcript has a single exon. The record is from RefSeq and is a predicted model, not a curated record. Gene Ontology annotation, molecular function: G protein-coupled receptor activity; complement component C5a receptor activity. Lineage: Eukaryota; Metazoa; Chordata; Aves; Apodiformes; Apodidae. Gene Ontology annotation, biological process: complement receptor mediated signaling pathway; positive regulation of cytosolic calcium ion concentration; inflammatory response.